Trichophyton benhamiae CBS 112371 is the source of this 369-nucleotide messenger RNA. RefSeq lists its product as uncharacterized. Gene Ontology annotation, molecular function: protein binding. NCBI's taxonomy places the organism in Eukaryota, Fungi, Ascomycota, Eurotiomycetes, Onygenales, Arthrodermataceae. The record is from RefSeq and is a predicted model, not a curated record. The transcript has a single exon. The coding region runs from base 1 to 369 and encodes 122 amino acids.
AUGGCAGUCCAAUACCUUAGCGCCGCGGCGUCGAAUUCAGCCUCCAUUGAAGAAGAAGCCCUUCGCGCCGGCAUGGUAAAAGGCGGCGCGGCAAAGGGUGAAUUGGUGCUUGCUAUCUAUGAGUUGGCAAACUGCUACCGCAACGGAUGGGGUGUGACCAAGGAUCCCGCUGCUGCUAGGCAGUAUUAUGAAACGGCUGCCAAUCUGGGAGAUACAGAUGCCAUGAACGAGGCCGGAUGGUGCUAUCUCGAAGGGUUUGGCGGGAAGAAAGACAAGGUAGGCCGCAGUGUCACUGUACUGUACUAUACUGUUUUGAUAGACGUUGAUGCUAAUGCUGAGAACCUAGUUUACUGCAGCCAAGUAUUAUAG